Schistosoma haematobium is the source of this 11393-nucleotide messenger RNA. Its product is annotated as Talin-1, variant 3. Bases 292 to 6120 code for a protein of 1942 amino acids. Lineage: Eukaryota; Metazoa; Platyhelminthes; Trematoda; Strigeidida; Schistosomatidae. The transcript is spliced from 29 exons. Gene Ontology annotation, biological process: cell-cell adhesion. Gene Ontology annotation, molecular function: structural constituent of cytoskeleton; integrin binding; actin filament binding. The record is from RefSeq and is a predicted model, not a curated record. Gene Ontology annotation, cellular component: plasma membrane; focal adhesion; cytoskeleton.
UGUAGACAAGCAAAUUAAAAUAAUUUAACAGUUUAACUGAUUUCCAUAAUAAUAAUAACCGAUUUGUUUCAACCCUAUCUCCCUACUUUAUCAUAUUAAAUAGAUUUGUUUUUACCAUAGAGAAAGGUCUGUUAUAUUUUCUGUUUAUCUUUAUAAGUGUCUUUUUAUUUAUCCCCCCUUUUCCGCUUUCACCUCUCAGUGGAAUGGCUUAAUCCAUCGCAGAGUUUAAGACAACAAGGUGUAGAUGAAAAGGAAAUUCUACUAUUGAAACGUCGAUAUUUCUUCUCUGAUAUGAAUGUGGAUGCUCGUGAUCCGGUACAAUUAAACUUAUUAUACGUUCAACUUAAGGAUGCUAUUUUGAAAGGAACUCAUCCUGUUUCUCUAGAAGAAGCUGUCUAUUUAGCUGGUAUUCAAUGCCAAGUUCAAUUUGGAAAUUAUGUUGCGGAGAAAUUUAAACCUAAUUUUUUAGAUUUGAAAGAUUUUCUACCAAAAGAAUAUGCAAAAAUUCGUAGUUUAGAAAAGAAAAUUUUUCAACAGCAUGCUGAAUUAUGCGGUUUAAGUGAAAUUGAAGCAAAAGUGAAAUAUUGUCAAUUUUGUCGCUCAUUAAAAACGUAUGGAAUUACAUUUUUCCUAGUAAAAGAACGAAUCAAAGGUAAAAAUAAAUUGAUACCACGUUUAUUGGGUAUAACAAAGGAUAGUGUAGUUCGAUUAGAUGAAAAAACCAAAGAAGUUUUGAAAAUUUGGCCACUUACAUCAAUUUGUAAAUGGGCUGCCUCACCACAUGCAUUUACUAUGGAUUUUGGUGAAUAUUCACCAGAUGAAUAUUAUACAGCACAGACAUCAGAAGGCGAACAAAUCUCUCAACUAAUUGCUGGUUACAUUGACAUCAUAUUGAAAAAACAAAAAGCUACUGAUCAUCCCGGUUUGCAAGGUGAUGAAGAAUCUGCAAUGUAUGAAGAAAAUGUUCAAGCUGAACGGGCUACGAUUGUUCAGCACCAACGUGUUCCUGUUCGUGGUCGUGGAAAAGAUCAACUUGUCAAUGGUGUAGUUGAGAAACCAUUCGACAUUCAACAACACAGAAAUGAUUUAUCUAGUCAUCAAAUGAAUACAAACGGUGUAUGGUCUAUUCAUCAACAAAAUAAUCUUGUAGGUGAUGAAAAUUCUACAGUAAUCGAUGGUCAAAGUGUAUUAACAGCAACAACGACACGACAAAUGUCACCUGAUAAUUUUAUGACUGGUGGAACUCAUAUUUUCCACUAUCAAGAAAUGUCUCCAGCACAAAAAUCUCUCUUAGUUACAAUUAAUGAAGAUUUGGAAACAUUACAAGCUGCUAAAGAAAAUUUAGAUAUUGGUCCACCAACUGAACGUCAUCUACUCAAUAUUGGGACAGAUGAAGCAUCUAAACGUUGGUUAAGUGAAUCUAUGGGUGCUAGUCAAGCGAAGGUGACUGAUGAAGUCGGUGCUAUGAAUGCUGCUGUAGCUCAAGCUUUACGUUCAGCUAAUCGAGCUGAAUCAACUGAUAUCAAUGUUGUGCAACAAGGUCAGCCAUUGGAUCAAAUACAUGAUCCUGGUGAUGAUUUAAUGAUGAUGCAACAAUCAUUUCGUGUAGUUACCAUUCAUUUCCCUGCAUUUGUUGAUGAUUUAAAACGUGUCGCUGUACUUCGACGUGAAUCUGGUGCUUUGAAAGCUGAUCAAACUGGUCAACCUAUUAUUGCUGAUAAAACCGAAGAAUCCACUCAAAAUUUAUUAUCAGCUGCUCGUCAUGUCGCUGAUGCAUUCACUGAUCUGUUGCAAUCAGCUCGACCAUUAGCUAUGGGACAGACACAUGAAGAAAUUUAUCCAACAUCAGAUGAUGGAACAUAUAAUGCUAAUCAUGUCAUUACACAACAGCAAGGUCCUGUAUCGAGUAGUUCACGUAAAGCUAUUAUUGAAGCAGCUAGUCGGGUUGGUGCAGCUAGCAAUGAUCUAUUACGUCAUGUAAUGCAUGGUGGAGAUGAUGAUGACGAUUUAUUCAACACAAAUUAUUUAAUUUUAACUGAUGAAGAAAGAAUUUACCAGGAUCAAUUGUUAGGACUUGCUAAAGCUGUCGCCAAUGCAACUGCUGGAUUAGUUGUAAAAGCUAAAGUAUUAGCUUCACAAAUUACAUCAGAUCCUGAAGCACAACAACGUGUCAUUGCUUCGGUUACACAAACUGGUUUAUGCACUAGUCAAUUGGUAGCUUGUACUAAAGUUUUAGCCCCAACUAUUCAUCAACCAACUUGUCAACAACAAUUAAGCGAAGCUGGUCGUGAAGUUACAUGGGCUGUAGAUGGUGUAGUUCAAGCAUCACGUGCUGCUGUUCAUGUACCAUCAGAAGAUCCACAAAUGGUUCAACAAUCAAUUAUUGAGACUGAAACUGCAGCUACAGAAGUUCGAGAUGCAUUAGAUCAACUUAAUGCACAUCUACUUAAAGGAUCAUAUAAAGGUUAUCAAGGUGAUGCUUUGAAUAGUUUCCAAACUUCUUAUGAAGACUUGAAACAAUAUUAUACUACAGAUGGUCAACGUAUGGUUGCAUCUGCACGUCGUCUUGCACAAGCUACAGCUCUUAUGAUUGCUGAUAUUAAAGCACAGGCUGAAGAGUCUGGGGAUGAUUCGGAUAGACAGAAUCGCUUAUUCCAUGCUGCUAAACAACUGGCAGAUGCUACUACCAACUUGAUUAAUGCUGCCAAGGCUUGUUCAUCUAACCCGGAUAACAUACAACUCCAAACAGAAUUACGUGACGCUGCAGAUGAAUUGUAUACUCUUGCCUAUUCAGCUGGAGGUGAACAAUUUCAGACACGUUUAAUACAUAAUUUACAAUCUGCUGCACGUGCUACAGUAACUGGUGCUACACAAUUGGUUAACAUUAGUCAAGCAGCUACAAAAUAUUCACGUGGUAAUAGUUAUCAAUUGCAUAAUGACACAAAGAAUGUGACUAAUCUUAUCCCAAAAACUGUCAUUACAAUUAGAGAAUCGCGUGCCAAUCCAGAUGAUCCAAUGGCAUUGCUUGAAUUAAUUGGUGCAUGUGAACGUUUCGUACAACCAUGUACAGCAAUGGUACGCUCUAGUAAAUCUUUAGCUCCAACACUAUCUGAUCCAUCUAUUCAAGCUGCUUUAGAAAAUUCAAACAGUCAACUGGCUAGUGCUUUAGAAACAUUAAUUACUUGUUUAAUAAAAGUUGCACCACUUGCUCGUCAUCUUCAGUUAGAUGGUGCAUUAACUAGAUUAACUCGUUUAUCAGAUGAAGUAGCUGGAAUAGAGACUAGUUUAAUUCAAGGUACACUAACUCCAAUACCUGAACAAAGGGUUGAAGAUUGUUGUCAUUUAUUAAAUAUCAGUGUCCAUGAUGGAACUGAGUCAGCGAAAAAAUUAGAUUCCAUUAUAAAUUCCAUGGCUAAAAUGGACUCAACUGUAUUAAAUCAACCGGAAUUAGCAGGUCAGUCAGCUGAUCAUUUAGCAUCAGCUAUGACUGGACUUGUACAUGCAACUCGUGGUAUAAUAGCUGAUCAAAAUAGUCUUAUUAUUAAUGGUAGUAAUAGUAACAAUAAUACAUCAGCUGCUGAAUCAACGCGUCGAGCUGUUAUUCAGGAUAUUCGACAGGCUGUACAAUUAUCAUAUGAAUUAGUAAGAGCAGUAAAAGAUACACGAAUAGCAUGUGAUGCUAAACAACCGGCUAAUGCAGCAACAGUUCAAAGUCAUAGUCAACAAUUAACUACACAAUUAAUUGAAACACUAACUCGUUGUUUACGUGGUCUACCUGGACAUAGAGAAAUUAGUGAAGCUACUCAUUUAAUUGAACAAAAACGUUCUCAAUUAAUUCAAUAUUCACAACCAAAUCAAAUUAGUUUAACAGCACGAUUUGUUGAACCAAAUGAAUAUCAACGAAAACAAACGGAUUUAACUCAAGCAGCUGUUGAAUUUAAUCAAGCUACUGGAGAAUUACUCUCUUCAUAUUCACCUGGUUCAUUUAAACGAACAACACGUCGUUUUACCGGGGCAUAUGAUUAUUUAACUGAUAAAGGCAUUGAAUUAUCUAUAUGCAAUGAAAACUUACCAAAUAAUCAACAAUUUGAACCAGUUGUUAAUACUGACCUAUUAAACGGACUUAUUAAUGUUUCAGAUCAAAGUUAUGUUUUAAUGAAUGAAGCUAGUCGACUUUGUUGUCAACCUGAAGCAGAAAAUCUAAGAGGAAAAUUCCAAUCAGCAGCUAGAGAUGUCACAGAAAGCAUAAGUCAAUUAUUGACAAUUUGCACUUCAGGUGUUAGUCCUGAUCAACGAGAAUGUGAAGCAGCGAUUCGACGCUUGGAUUCACUUCGUCCAUUGUUGUUAAAUCCAAAUAGACCAUUAAACCAGCAUAGUUAUUAUGAUUGUGUGGAUACUGUAGCGAAAAGUCUUGAGCCAUUAGCGGAAAGUCUAAGGACGAUGUCUACGUCAGCUCGUGAUCAAAAACCUAAUGAAUUCAGCUUUGCCGUACGUCAGUGCGCUAAUUCUGUUUGUCAGUUAGUUGAAGAAACUGCUCAGACUGCCUAUCUAAUUGGAUUAGCUGAUCGUAUUGAGAAUAGAAGAGUAAGUGGAGCUACUAGUAUCAGUAGUGGUAUAAGCAGUCCACCUGGAAGUUCAUCGAUAGAUUUGGAUUUAUUUAUACAAAGUCAAAAAGAAAUACAGUCCGCUUGUAAUGCUAUAUGCGAACCAAAUGUGAAUAAUCGUCAGGUUAUCUCUUUAUCUACUGAAAUGGCACGUAGUGCCAAAACUCUCUGUGAAGCAUGUAGUCAAUUGGCUAGUCAGACUACCAAUAUAGAUACCCGACAACGUUUGAAUAAUAUAACAAAGCAAACUAUGCAAUCAAUUACAUCACUUAUUCAACAUCGCGGUAGUACUGUGGCUACAGAUGUGAAUGGUGAGUGGUCUGGAUCAAAUCGUCAACAAACAUUAACAAAUGCUCAAGCAGUCAGCGCAAAUGUUGCCAAUUUAGUGAAAUUAAUUACAACUGAACCACGAUUGGUUGAUUUAACAACUUCACAGGAGCGAAUUACAAAUACAACUAAAGAGACUCAACGUCCAGUAUGUGUUGCUGGCUUAGAAAGUCUAAAUGCAACGCAAACUGUAUUAAGAGCUGCUCAAAAUUUACUAUCCACUUCUAGAAUGGGACCGUCAGAAAAUGCUUUUAUGGCUUUUUCAUCGGCUAGUAAAGAUCUAUCUAACAGUAUUAAAGUAUUGGCUAAUGCUAUGCGUGAAAAUGCUCCUGGUCAACGUGAAUGUCAAUAUGUAUUUAAUAAUAUCAAAAAAUUACUUCACGAAUUACAAGAUGCUCGUAUUGCUAGUAUGGAAAAUCGACUACCACCAAGACGUGAAUUAAAUGAAGAAGGUUUUCAACGACAACUGGCUACCAGCGUUCGUGCUUUAUUAGAUUCAGCACCGGCUGUAGGGCGUGCAGCUUCUUCGGAAGCAGAACAACUUGGUCGUACUAUACUUACAUGGGACUCUUAUCUUCCUGGUUUAGUUUCCGGUUCUAUAGCUGCUGCAUCACGUUCACCUUUGUCUAGCACACAAUUAGUGUACUUGGAUCAUGCAUGCACUGUUUUAGAAGCUGCUAGUCAAUUAAUUACUGUUGCUAAGGCUUCUGGUGGUAAUCCUAGAGCUGUACAUCUUCAUGAUAGUUUAAAUGAAUCUGUUCGUGGUUUAGUAGAUUCAUGUGAAGAAUUUUUAACCAUAUUAGAUGAUGUAGCUUCUCGUCAAGGUCAUGUGAGCACUCUUAUUGACACUUUGAAUCGCGCUCAAGCACAAGUUGAGGAAAUCAUUCAAGUUCCUAUGGAUGCAAGAUUUUCUGAUUAUCAAACACGUAUGUUAAGAAUUGCUCGACAUAUGGAUCAGUUGAAUCAAGCUAUUCAAUUACGUGCUAGACAACCUGCUUCGGAUGGUGAGAUUGCUCCUUUGGCUCAUAAUUUAACACAGGUAAGGUCUACGUUGUUGGUUUGUUUGGUGCAGUAUGUUUUUUUGGGUGCGUAUAUUUCAGGUAUGUUUGUCAAUGAUGAUUCAUUUCAGAAUCCCUACUCGUGUAAUAAGCUAAUCAUUAAAAAUCACAUAUAUCUUGUUUGUACGUGACUUUUGAAAAACAGUUAAUUUAGCUUCACUUUCAGUAUGUAUGUAUGUGCAUCAUUUCCAUAACAUUUUACAGAAAUAAGAUUGAACAAAAUGGGGUGUUUUCUUUAUAUGAUGUGUAACAGUGUAGUCUAAGCAACGAUCCUUAUCCUAGUCGGUACUCAUCAGUUUGAUAUAACCACAUUCCUGAUUACUUUUGUUAUUACCACUAGGAAUGAAGAGCCAGAUUAUUGUACACUAUAAUGUUAACUUACUAAAACCAUUUGUAUAACUUGAGAUUAGUUGUUAUUCCACUACAUAAAUCCCCACUGUUUAUUUGUCUUCUCACAUAAUUUCUUAUUGAUUUUUCAAAACUAUUGACUCCAUCAUCGUCACCUCUUUGUCAUUGUUUUUAUAACAUUUGCUUCUCUCCCUCUAUGUGCCCAUGUAAACUGGAGCAAUUUGAAAAGAUACAUAUAUCAGUUAGGCCAUAAUUUGUUUACGUAUAACUAUCCGUUAAUCAUUUACAGUUUUUUUAUACUCAGGUUUCUUCUGUGUACUUUUUGAUUCUGAUACUUGUUGGAAAGAUGGUGUGUCAGUUUAAAAGAUGCUCAUUAUAGAGAUAUAAAAUGUUUACAUGAGACGAAUUAUCGAUUAAAUAUCAUAUCUGUUUUUAUAUUCUCAUUCUUUCUACAUCAAUACCAGUUCGAGUAUUAUUUGUGAAACUAAACAUUUAUUUAUUCAGACAAGGAAUUAGGGAAAAUACAUUAUUUUUUAGGCAAGUGUAUGAGGUGGCAGAAUUAAUUCGGGACAUUUUAAUUAUGAACAAUAGUCAAUCAGCUAUUGGCAGACACUGUUAAUAUAAAGUAUUACAUGGAAACUCCUGAAUUCAGUAUUCGUCUAUAUUUCUCGAUAAUUUUAAAAUACUUCUGUUUUGUGCAUAGUCUAUUCAAUUAUUGAUUUUACCAUAAUGACAUUUGGUAAUUGUUGUGUUAGUUAACUUUUAUUUGGCAUAUACUUAUGUUGUUCUCACUAUUAUUAUUAUUAUUAUUAUCAGUACUGUUAUUAUUAGUCAUUUAAUUGUCUAAUUUAUGUUUAGAAACGGAUAUUCAUGUAUUCGCUAUGUGUAUAUGUGCCUAAUUUUCAAUGAAAAUGUACAUCCUGUAAAAAAACGUAAAUUACAUGUUCAUACAUGAAUUUAUGUAUGAUAUAACAAGAGUUUUCACUUCGUUUACAGUUUACCUAAAUACUAACUAUAUUAAUUAUCAAAAUUGUAAAUAAUAAUAAUAAUAGUCACGCUCGAGUACUAAGUUUUAUAACAAAUUUUUUUAACAGAUUAUGAUGAAAAACUGGGGCUUUUUAAAAAAGAAAAAGUUUUAUUUCAUAUAAACAAAUCCAACAGUCAUUAUAUUAUGAUGUGAAGGUUAAUUACAAUAUGAAAUGAUUAUAGUUUUACUCUACCCAAAUUUAAACUUCAAUCAAAGUUGAACCAAAAUUUAAUUUGUUUAGUGUAACUAACUUGUUAUUUGUGUUCAAUAACUUUGUAAUAGUUUAUCUCUCUAGCUUAGACACACUUUUUGACUGAUACAUUAAGUAAUCCUUAAUCGGCUAUUAAAUAGUGAUAAAUAUUAUGUUUUCCAGUUAGCUGUAGCAAGUGAAUCAUAAUUAAUUUGUUUAUAUUCUAAUCAUUCAGCUUACUGACAUUACAUACUUAAUUAAUCGACAAAAACACCUCAUUUAGAAUUUGAGCUUAAAUAAGACGAUAUAUUAGUUUACCAUCCAAUAGACCAUUGGUCUGUUCAAUUACUUCAUGUACGAGGGGUAGUGGCAGUUGUUUUACGGUUUAGUAGUAACGUCUUUAAAUGUGACAUGUGGUAUCAAUGUACUGUGAAUAAAUCUUAUUGAUAGAUUGAAGUAAGGAUGAAAUAAUGUUUAAAUUUACCUAUUUGAGUUCAUAACAAAAUAUCGACAAAGGAGAGUCUGCAAAAUUAAGAAAGUAACGCAAAAUAAUUAGUGUUAGUUAUUUUUAGGUCAGAUUAUCCAAACUGGAUGGUUUAGUUAUGAGAUUUUUUAAAUAUUCUGUAUAGAACUUUGUCAGAGCCUGUUCUAAUCAUAAAGUCAUGAAAACGAAUUAGUUUGGUCAAUUUUACAUUUCUGAGAUAAGUUCAAAAACUUCACUACUAUAUUUGAAUUAAGACUGCCUAACAUCACUAAGAACAUCCGGUUAAGCUAUAAAUGUUCUGAACCACUUAAUAAUAUUCAUUCAUGAAUUCACAUGAGAUAAUCUUUUAUUCAAGAAUAAAAUUUCUGGCUUCAACUCCAUAUAAUGACGAUGAUGCUAUUGAAAAAUGCUUAAUAUAAAGCAACAUUAUCCAGUAUUCCUUAAUUUCUAGUGAUUCUUUCAACUGAUAUCCAGAUCCAUAACAGAGGAUCAAUUUUCAAGCAAUAAAUAAAUUUUAAUAAAGUAUUUAACUAUUAAAUAAUACGAUCAGAAUUUGUCGAGAAUAUUUAUAAUGAAAGUUGGGAUAACUAAUUAUUUCAUAUUAAUGUAAAUACAUAUCAAAUAUAAGUGGGAUUAUUGUAUUAAUAGAUAACUUAUUUACAAUAUAGAUGAAAUACUGUUGCGUAGACAGCAAAAUUAAUGAUUAAGUUAAAAAUUUGCUAGUGUGGAGCAUUUCAGUUUACACUAAUCUUAAAAAUAUAUUAUGAGAUCAAUCCUAUAAAUUAGGUAUUGAUAUUAAUUUUUGUUCCGUCUAUAUUAUUAUUAUUAGGAAUAUCAAGAAAUGUGUCAAACUUGUAAAGGUGCUGCUGCAACUUUACCCGAUGUCAAUCAAGCUGAUCAAUUGAGAUCAGCUGUUCGUGGUGUUGGGACAGCAUGUAUAAGUUUAAUACAGGCUACAACUGCAAGUCGUCCCGAUAUCUAUGGAUCGGGAACAACAACAGGUGGUCAAAAUCUACUUUUAAGUCGUAAUAAAAGUAUAGUCGAAUUGGAUAGGCGAGCUGAAUUCUUAGAUUCAAAAUUGCGUAACUUGAUCAACUUGCUCGAAACUCAUGGUCCUGGCACACAAGCUUGUUUACAGUCUGCUAGCACAGUCAGUGGAAUUAUUUCAGAUCUAGAUACAACUAUCCUGUUUGCUAGUUCAGGCACGCUACAUCCACCUGUUCGUGAUGAUUUUGAUGCUAUAUGGACUGAUAAUGAAUUUGGCCAUUCACGAUUAACAACUGAUCGAGGUCAUUAUUUGGCAUUAUCGAACAAUACGGAUGGAACUAGUAUACCAAGUCGUACUGGAAGUCGAUCAGAAAUGCAUAAUGUCGAGAAUUUCACUCCUUUAAGAGAGAGUAUAGCUCGUACUGCACGUGCUCUUGUCGAUGAUACUCAAUCAUUGGUUAGUGGAACUGGUGAAGAUCAAGCACGAUUAGCUAGUACAGCACAUACAGCUGUGGAACGUAUUACAGAACUUGCGGAUGUUGUUAAACGUGGUGCAGCAGUUAUUGGGCCAGGUCAACCAGACACACAGACUUGUCAGUCGUUUGCUAGCAUUGUGUUUGAUCGACCUCGUCUUUAUUAGGUCAAUAGCAAGAAUAAUGAACCUUUUUUCCCUUCUCUUUUCUACUUUUCUUUGUUCCUUUUUUUAAAUCAAUUUUUUCUAUCCUCGCCUCUUUAUCAUUUAUUGUCUCUUGCACUAUAAAAUCGGUUUAGUUUAUUAACGUUUUUGUUCUCUAGUGUUAUUGUUGACCCAUUAGAAGAUGGAUUGUGAAUCCAUCAUGAUAAACCGUUCAAUCGUUUACACGUAAUGUCUGUACUUCUUGUCUGUAUGCAUUUUAUUCAGUUUUCUUAUUAACUGUAAUAUGUGUCUAUAAUUAACUAUAAUCUUUCUAUAUAUUUUUUGUUAGUUUGACAAUUUAAGCAUUUAUUUGUAGCCGUCAAUCUUUGCAUGUGGAUGAUAAUACGUUAUCUUAGUUUGCGUUUUUUAAAAAAAAUUGUUCUCUUUUUUAUUCUUUCAGUUACUGUUCUUUUCAUAUUCUUGUCAUCUUGUUUAUUGAUCAAUAUCACAUUUACACAUUUAUCACUUAUUUUCUAAUCAAUUCAUUUUAUAUGACCAGAUCUUAGUAGGAUUAUUGUUACUUCAUUCACUUUAAUUCAUUAUAAUGGGAAAAACGGUUUUUUUUUUAGACACUAUUCCAUACAUUGUUUUGGUGAGUAAAUGUAGGUUACACUAAUUUGUUCUUCUAAUAGUGAUUUUUUGAAAAAAAAGGUCUACAAACUUUAAUCUGCUUUUUUUUUCUCAAAGAUAUUCAAACUUCUUUCAAUAAUUUCUUACAUAUUAUUGUUCAUCACUGAAUAGAACUAUCUAUGAUCUACUUAAUACUACUUAGAACCUAUUUAAGUAGUUAGGUGUCAGUAAAGACUAGGGAGGUCAUUAUAUUUAAUAAUAUAGUUCAUAGGCAAAAUUACUGUCUUAUUUCUCUCAUUCCUCUUAUUUGGCUAAAUUGAAUACUUUUAUAUUUAUCAAUUUGUUAUUAAUCUGUAAUUUGCAUGCUUUGAUGACAGCUUGCUUUUUUUGCUUGCCUUUUUUUCCUGUCUACAUUAAUCUGACUUUGAAUCCUGUGACGCGUUUACUAUGCUGCUCUGAUGCACGUCGUUUUAUUCUACAAUAAAUAAAUGAAUCUGUAUAUAUACACAUACGCGUAUACAUAAUUACAUCCAUAAUUCACGUACGAUAUAUUGAUAUCUAUUUGGUUUAUUCAUUCAACUGUUCUCAUUCCUUCUUGAAUCGGUAAAAACUAACUACAAAAUAUAUAUUGAUGGAUAACGAUGGUGGUGGUCGUGAUGAUGAUGAACAAUCACAUUGGAUAACAUCCUGUUCUUCUCGCUUAUACUACUAUUAUAAAUCUCAUUUAUAUACAACUGUUUAUUUUCUGGACUAUGUGCCAACGGUGUGGAAUGUAUGGUCAAUAUUGAAUGUCAUGGUAUGCCUUAAAAUAUUCCUGGACUCUCCUAAAUUUUCGGUAUCUUUUCAAUUGUGCGAUCUUUGUCAAGGUGGAAUUAUUAACAUCAUCUCGAGAUAUUGCUACUGCUUUACGUAGUGUGUUUCUUUCAGCCGGUAAAGUACAAGGGCGUCCGUCCUUAGAUCCUGUUUAUGAUGAAGUUCGAUCAAACGCUCAGGUUGGUUCCCAAUUUAUAUGUAUUAAAUUUUUGGUCAAUCGCCUUUAUAUAGAUGUGUACUAGAAAGCAUGUGUUUAGCUUUCUUUCACGAACUGAAUUUAGCAAAAUAAUAUUUGAGUCUAUUAUUAUU